Messenger RNA from Perca flavescens (yellow perch), 5890 nucleotides. It is a transcript of the gene osbpl6, whose product is annotated as oxysterol binding protein-like 6. The record is from RefSeq and is a predicted model, not a curated record. The transcript has 23 exons. Bases 245 to 3010 code for a protein of 921 amino acids. Gene Ontology annotation, cellular component: perinuclear endoplasmic reticulum; plasma membrane; cytosol. Lineage: Eukaryota; Metazoa; Chordata; Actinopteri; Perciformes; Percidae. Gene Ontology annotation, molecular function: cholesterol binding.
AUAUAUAUAUAUAUAUAUUUCGAUGUGGACCCUAAUGGAAGCCGUUUGUCUUUGAGAAGCUGGGAAUCUCUGCCCAGUGAAGGGAGACCCCCCCAAUUGUUUCCUGCGCCAAGAACUGUAAAGUGGUCAUUACAUCGCAUCUGUGAUGAACAGCAAGCAGUGAGUGUGAGGAAGUGUCAGAGGAUGCUCCUGAUCUGCGGAGCCCAGUGCUGAGGGAGGUCCACGGAGCCACCUGGUGCCCACCAUGUCUCACCACCAACACUAUCAACGAGGCCCCCACGGCCGCACCAUGAGCUCUGAGGAGAGGAGCUCCCCGCCAGUCAACAAGACCUCCACGCCAGUUCACAAGAGCGCCUCCUCCUCUUCCUCAUCCCAACGCGACAGCCGGCAGGAGGCAGACAGCUGGGAGAUCAUUGAGGGGCUGAAAAUUGGCCAAAGCAACGUCCAGAGGCCCGAUAAACAUGAGGGUUUUAUGUUGAAGAAGCGGAAAUGGCCCCUGAAAGGCUGGCACAAGCGUUUUUUUGUUCUGGACAACGGUAUCCUGAAGUACUCCAAGUCCCCCAUUGAUAUCCAGAAAGGCAAACUUCAUGGCAGCAUCGACGUCGGCCUAUCAGUCAUGUCCAUCAAGAAGAGAGCCCGUCGCAUCGACCUGGACACUGAGGAGCACAUCUAUCACCUAAAGGUCAAAUCUCAAGACAUCUUUGAUGCCUGGGUGUCCAAGUUGCGUCAUCACCGGCUUUACCGACAGAACGAGAUUGUGCGAUCUCCCCGGGAGGCCACCAUGCGAACGUUUCCUCCCCCAACUGCCGUGGAGUCCCCCCAACCUGCCUCGAGUGUGGUAUGUGACGCCAAGCAGGCCAAGCCAAGCAGCUUGCCGUGGCAGCCGGUGGCCCCCAGUAGCAACAGCAACAGCAGCCUGCCUGCCUCCUACAGUAACGGCCAGAGCAAGGUGGUUGCUUGGCUGCAGGAAUCAGAGGAGAUGGACAAGUGCGCAGAGGAGCUUGCACGAUGUCAGUCCAACCUGACAGAGCUGAGCCGGCUACUGCAGAGUUUGGAGAUUCUACAAAGGACACAGUCAGCGCCCAAUUUCAUAGAUAUGCAGACCAAUUGUGUAGAAAUGUCAAAGAAAGAAAAGCGCUUGAACAGAAGAUGGAGAACAAAAAGUGUCGGCAAAGACGCAAAAUUCCAGCUUCAGGUCCCUCUGUCUGCCAGCUUGUCCCCUGUCCGCCUCCACUCAUCCAACCCUAACCUGUGUGCCGAGCUGGUCGACUUUCAACCCCCCGUCUCCCGGCUGACAGACAGCGUAGAGUAUGCUAGUGACUAUAUUAAACUUCAAGAGGAAUUCUGCACCAUCGCCCAGAAAGUCCACUCUCUGCUGAAGUCGGCCUUCAACACAGUAGCCAUAGAGAAAGAAAAGAUCAAACAGAUUCUGUCUGACCAGGAGCACUUGGACCAAUCAGCCCAGAUCAACUCUCUCAGGAAGUCUCUGUCACAGGCCCUGUCCCAAAACGCAGAACUUCGAACCCGACUCAACCGCAUCCACUCUGAAUCUGUCCUGACUGAACAAGUUGUCAGUGUGAACAUCAUCUCCACGCCUGAUGAGGCUGGAGAACAGAUGGGGAUCCCUCUGACUCAGCAGGCCUCUAAUGAGAGCCGGCUCUCCAUGUCGGAGUCUGUUUCUGAGUUCUUUGAUGCCCAAGAAGUGCUUCUGUCAGCCAGCUCGUCGGAAAAUGAGGGCUCAGACGAUGAGUCAUAUGUCAGCGAUGUGAGCGAUAACAUUUCCGAGGACAACGCCAGUGUGACCGAUAACGUCUCCAGACAAAUGGCCAACGGAGACUUUGCUGGCAGUGCCUUCCGUAAUGGGCGGCGCAGCUGCCUGCCAGCGCCGUGUCCCGACACCAGCAACAUCAACCUCUGGAACAUCUUGAGAAACAACAUCGGCAAGGACUUGUCCAAAGUGUCCAUGCCUGUGGAGCUCAACGAGCCACUCAACACACUGCAGCGUAUGUGUGAAGAGCUGGAGUACAGCGAGCUGCUGGACAAAGCCGCUGAGACCGAGGAUCCCUUUGAACGCAUGGCUCUCGUUGCUGCUUUUGCUGUCUCAGGCUACUCAUCCACUUACUACAGAGCAGGAAGUAAGCCAUUCAACCCGCUACUCGGAGAGAGUUAUGAAUGUAUUCGGGAAGACAAAGGCUUCUGUUUUUUCUCUGAACAGGUGAGCCACCACCCUCCCAUCUCCGCCUGCCACUGUGAGUCCAAGAACUUCACCUUCUGGCAAGAUGUGAGAUGGAAAAACAAGUUCUGGGGAAAAUCGAUGGAGGUUUUACCGAUCGGGACCGUGAAUCUCACGAUUCCCAGGUUUGGAGAUCACUAUGAAUGGAACAAAGUCACCACCUGUGUGCACAACAUCCUCAGUGGACGACGGUGGAUCGAACACUACGGGGAGAUAACCAUCAGAAACAUAAAGAGCAGCGCUUGCCUCUGCAAACUUACCUUCGUCAAGGGAAACUACUGGAGUUCUAAUGUGAAUGAGGUUCAAGGAUUUGUAAUGGAUCAAGAAGGGAAAGUGAUCCACAGGCUUUUUGGAAAAUGGCAUGAGGGCCUUUACUGUGGUGUCCCACCUUCUGCCAAAUGCAUCUGGAGGCCAGGCUCCAUGCCCACAAACUAUGAGCUGUACUACGGCUUCACCAGGUUCGCUAUUGAACUGAAUGAGCUUUGCCCCGAGUUGAAAGAUGCUCUGCCCCGUACAGACGCCCGAUUCAGGCCCGAUCAAAGGCACCUGGAGGAGGGGAACUUGGAGAUGGCAUCCUCAGACAAGCAGCGCAUUGAGGACCUGCAGAGAGUCAGGAGGAGGUGGAACGAGGAGAACAACAUCAAACUGGAGCCACGCUUCUUCAAGAAAGUGGUUGAUGCCAAUCACAGGGAGAGGUGGGUCUCUAACAACACGUACUGGGAGCUCCGCAAAAACCCCGGCUUUAUCAAUAUGGAAUCUACAGUGAACCUGUGGUAGCACACGGAUUGCCAAUGUCCAUCAUAUCGUCCUCACAGACAAGACGGCCGUAACCUAUGCACAAUAAGGUGUUAAGAGAAACACGUUAACGAUGAAAUAUCCGUGUGCAGGGAUAUUAGCGACUGCAGAGCGGAGGGAUGGCCUGAUGCCAAGCGACCCUGUUGAGGUUCUGUGGCACUGCCACAUGGUCAUCCAUCCAUGGAAACAUCCUGUAGGAUCACCUUCAUUGUGCUUGUGGAAGCUGGGUUGUCAGGGCAACAAUCGUACCACUCCUAUGUAGAUCUUUCCUCAGCUUUUUUGACUUCUGAGUAUGUCCUUGCCUUAAAAAGACAUCCAUACAAGUCACACGAUUUAGCGCUUUUUCAUUGAGGCCAUUCGAUUUGUGACAGCAGUUUGGGUUAGACUAGUCUAUGAAGUAGACCUUUUGACGAUACCUAUGUGCAUGUUUAGAGAGCCGCAUUUAUUAUAUCAUCAAUUAUUGUAGAAAAAAGGUAUUUUUAUAAAAUAUCUUGGACUCAGAAUUUAGUGAAAUAGUAUGUGAAUUGGCAGAUUUUAUUUAUUUUUGCCAUUUAAUACGGUUGAGUCUGUGUGAUAGCAGUAUUCUCUCUCGGGAAACAACUCAUUUAAAAUUAAUCUCGAGUGCAGCAGAGGAAGUAUGGCGUCCAUACAUGGAAUUUUUAAUGAAUAUAAUCAAACAGCGGCUCUCAAAGCUUAUCAUGAUUUAAAAGCAGAAGUAGGUAUUAAAAUGUAAAUCUUAUUUGGGUUUUUGGGACACAUGAUGCAGGAGACACAUUUUUUUGUUUUUUUAUGGUCAACACAGAUCUGUCAUGGAGUCCAGUUUCUCCUCACAGUUGAGAUUCUGUGUAUAUAGAGGGACAACCUCAUGCGCCCACCACUGCCCCACUGUCUAAUUUUAAACAUUGUUACAUGAAACCAACUCUUCUGAAUCACACGGUUACAUAAAUACAGACAUAACUCCCUCCAUUUAUAGUAGGCACACCAUACUGUAUAACGUAUAACGGACUCGCUCAUAAAACUCAAAAAAGAAGGUGUAGUAGGUUGUACGGACUGUAAAGCCCUUGGAGACACUUUGAUCAACAUUUUGGGCUUUAUUUGGGGGUAUAAUAUUAAAUAAUUAAUAGACUUGACAGUGAAACAUAAGGAAAACAUAUUUCAUAUUUUGUUCUGUCAAAAAUAAUGACAAAACUAAAUACCAUCACAGUUAACCAAAGUAAUGUCUUAAAUUUACAUCCUUUUCUGACUAACUUAAAAUGAUAUAAAACAAAAAGAAAAAAUAUUACCAGCAACUGUUUGGUAUUUUAUUGUGAUCUAUUACCUACAUUAUGAAUCAUUCAUCAAAACAGGAAUAGAUUUUCUUUUGAUGAAAUAAUUGAUUAGUUAAUUAUGUUAGCACUCCCAUGACUCAUUCAGCCAAAACUAUACAGUUAGUCCAAUGUGACACACCAGAGCCACCUACAGGUUGUCCAAUGAAAAUGCAGUUUCAGGAUACUGUAGGUCAACAAUAUAAAUAUUUCCUUCAAUGUUAUAGAUGUUAAAAAAAGUGUGUACAGAAACAAUUAUACUGUUCAAGAAUCAAAAUGUGUUUGAUUCCCCAGAGACUUUACUGCUGUGACACGGGCUUCUGCAAAGCACCAGUUACCUAUUUGCAGUUUGUGUAUUUAUUGCAAAGCAGAUUAGCUUUAUUGUUUUAACUAGUGUCCCUCUUUUGUGUUACAGAGUAAGAAAAUAUAACACGGGGCCUCUGAUUGAAAUCAACCCCAACACACACAAGUAGUCACACAUUGUGUAUUUAAGUUGAUUCCUCUCGUUCAGGACCGCAUGGUGAGGACACCGAAGGAAGAAAAAAUAAAGUGAAUAUAAAUAUGUAGAAUGAAAACUAUGUGAAGCAAAUUCAUCUUGUGUGCACUGUUCAUAUGGUACUGUAGAUUACAAACCAAAAAGGUAGUACUGCUUUGCAUCCAUAUCUUUCUUUUCUUUUUUAAAUGUACUUACUGUGGUUUUAAUUAUUCCCGGUCACAAACUCGCGCUAAACACGCUAAAACUCGUCAGUUUCACUUGCUGUGCCUUAAUGCAUUUAUUAAUGCCUCACAAACACACUACUGAUAACAACCCCCAUGCCAAGAAGGUAUGCCAUUAACAAACUCUGCAACCAAAUACAUUUUCCAAAUUUCCAACUGCAUACAGAUGAUACAUUAUACUGAUAGCGUUGAGGGUUCAGCUGUGGACAAAAUGUCUUGUCUAAACUCUUAAAGGGAGACAUCUUUGACAUUAGAUGAAGAAGAAAAAAUGUUAGACUGUAAAAUGCUUGCAUUGUUAAAAGAUGUUCCGCACUGCUCUGCUACUCCAAACAUGCAACCAAUCCAUUUUUGGUGAUCAUUGUAAAUACAGCACAUUUAGAAGAUGGGUCACUAACUGCAAGAGCGGAUUCCUUUUUCCUCCUACAUCUGACCUACAUCCAGACUGAAUCACAGCAGUUGUGUGUGUGGAGGUAGGAGAAAUGCUUUAGAUAGUGUUUGGGAUCAUAGAGUCAGACUGUAGUGAAAAAAAAUAAUCAUGAAAACCUCUUCAUGCUUUCUUCAUCCACUGUUUGACCUGCAUGUCUAGACAAAUUUGCUUGCCAAUGAAUGUUGCAGAUGCCUUACAAACAAAAGGUUUUUGUUUUCUCAAUCGGACUUACAUGGUUUUUUGUUUCGUUUUGGACUGACAUUAUCAUGAAGCACUGUGUCAGCUCAGUUUCUUUCAAAUCUAUUUCCAGAUGGGUACCUUCUAAAGUGCAAUUUCAACAAAGUACAUAUCUUUCCAUGAACACUGUACACUGCUGCUACAUAGUGCUUGUUCUAAUAAAACUGUAAAACUCAA